CACGGGCCGCCUAGCGGGCCUUGCGGGCCGGGCGCCGGGGCUUGCGGCCUAGCGGCGCCCGGAGGAGGAAGUCCCUAGGGAGAGGCCGGGAACAAGUGCGGAGCAGGAUAAUCGAUUCAGCAACAAGCAGAAGAAACUCCUCAAGCAGCUGAAAUUUGCAGAAUGCCUAGAAAAAAAGGUGGACAUGAGCAAAGUAAAUUUGGAGGUUAUAAAGCCUUGGAUAACAAAAAGAGUAACUGAAAUCCUUGGAUUUGAAGAUGAUGUUGUGAUUGAAUUUAUAUUCAACCAGCUGGAAGUGAAGAACCCAGAUUCCAAAAUGAUGCAAAUCAACCUGACUGGAUUUUUGAAUGGGAAAAAUGCUAGAGAAUUCAUGGGAGAACUGUGGCCCCUGCUGUUAAGUGCACAAGAAAAUAUCGCUGGGAUCCCUUCUGCUUUCUUAGAGUUGAAGAAGGAAGAAAUAAAACAGAGACAAAUUGAACAAGAAAAAUUGGCAUCUCUGAAAAAACAAGAUGAAGAUAAAGAUAAGAGGGAUAAGGAAGAAAAAGAAAGCAGCAGAGAAAAAAGGGAGCGGUCUCGCAGCCCCAGAAGACGCAAAUCCAGAUCUCCUUCCCCUAGAAGACGAUCUUCCCCUGUCAGGAGAGAGAGAAAGCGCAGUCACUCUCGAUCUCCCCGUCACAGAACCAAGAGCCGGAGCCCUUCCCCUGCCCCAGAAAAGAAGGAGAAAUCUCCAGAGCUCCCAGAACCGUCAGUGAGAACGAAAGACUCUUCAGUACAGGAGGCCACGUCUACAAGUGACAUCCUGAAAGCUCCCAAGCCAGAGCCUGUACCAGAGCCCAAAGAACCUUCUCCAGAAAAAAAUUCCAAAAAGGAAAAGGAAAAGACCCGACCAAGAUCCCGGUCACGUUCCAAAUCACGGUCUCGGACCCGUUCUCGAUCACCUUCUCAUACUAGACCAAGGCGGCGACACAGAUCCCGAUCGAGAUCGUACUCUCCUAGAAGGCGGCCAAGCCCAAGGAGGCGACCAUCUCCUCGAAGAAGAACUCCACCAAGACGAAUGCCUCCUCCACCAAGGCAUAGGAGGAGUAGGUCUCCAGGGAGACGGGAUGCAGGUAGUGAAGUGAAUGCUUUAUCCCGCAGAAGGAGGCGUUCUUCCGCAUCCCUGUCUGGAAGUAGCUCUUCAUCCUCUUCAUCUCGUUCCCGGUCGCCACCAAAGAAGCCUCCCAAGAGGACAUCCAGCCCCCCUCGGAAAACACGUAGGUUAUCGCCUUCAGCAAGUCCUCCAAGGCGAAGGCACCGGCCGUCAUCUCCAGCAACUCCACCACCCAAAACUCGCCAUUCCCCAACUCCUCAGCAGUCAAACCGUACAAGGAAAAGUCGUGUUUCUGUGUCUCCGGGAAGAACUUCGGGUAAAGUGACAAAACAUAAAGGUACUGAGAAAAGAGAGUCACCUUCACCAGCACCCAAGCCUCGGAAAGUAGAGUUGUCUGAAUCUGAAGAGGACAAAGGCAGCAAGAUGGCUGCAGCUGACUCUGUGCAACAGAGGCGACAGUACAGACGGCAGAACCAGCAGUCUUCAUCUGACUCUGGCUCCUCUUCCACCUCAGAAGAUGAGCGGCCCAAGAGAUCCCAUGUGAAGAACGGUGAGGUAGGCAGGCGGCGGAGACAUUCUCCUUCUCGGAGUGCAUCUCCAUCACCUCGAAAGCGCCAAAAAGAGACUUCCCCUCGGAUGCAGAUGGGAAAACGAUGGCAAUCGCCAGUGACUAAAAGUGGGAGAAGGAGGAGAAGUCCGUCCCCACCACCUGCCAGAAGGCGACGAUCUCCUUCUCCAGCUCCACCUCCUCCUCCCCCACCUCCUCCUCGGCGGCGCAGAUCUCCUACCCCCCCGCCACGACGAAGGACUCCUUCUCCUCCCCCACGUCGCCGCUCACCAUCUCCAAGAAGAUACUCUCCUCCCAUACAGAGGAGAUACUCGCCUUCCCCACCUCCAAAGAGGAGAACCGCCUCACCCCCGCCUCCACCCAAGCGAAGGGUCUCACCAUCACCACCACCAAAGCGCCGGCUCUCCCAUUCCCCGCCUCCCAAACAAAGAAGCCCUCCUGUCGCCAAGAGACGCUCGCCCUCCUUGUCUUCAAAGCAUAGGAAAGGAUCCUCCCCAGGCCGCUCCACCCGGGAGGCCCGCUCACCACAACCAAACAAACGGCAUUCACCCUCACCACGGCCACGGGCUCCUCAGACCUCAAGUCCCCCCCCUGUUCGAAGAGGAGCAUCGGCAUCACCCCAAGGAAGGCAGUCCCCGUCUCCAAGUACUAGGCCUAUUAGAAGAGUCUCCAGGACUCCGGAGCCUAAAAAGAUAAAAAAGGCUGCCUCACCAGGACCUCAGUCUGUGAGAAGGGUUUCGUCUUCCCCAUCUGUCUCUGGAUCUCCCGAGCCAGCGGCUAAAAAGCCUCCAGCACCUCCAUCUCCUGCGCAGUCCCAGUCACCCUCCACAAACUGGUCACCCGCCCUACCAGCCAAAAAGGCUAAAAGUCCAACACCCAGCCCGUCUCCUGCCAGGAAUUCUGAUCAAGAAGGAGGUGGAAAGAAAAAGAAGAAGAAGAAGGACAAGAAACACAAAAAGGAUAAGAAACACAAGAAGCACAAAAAACACAAGAAGGAGAAGGCUGUGGCUGUAGCCACUGCAGCUCCUGCAACCCCUGCAGCUGUUUCUGCUGUUGCAACCACCUCUGCACCUGAAGAGCCUGUGGCCGCACCAGAGCCCAGGAAGGAGACUGAAAGUGAGGCUGAAGAUGACAACCUUGACGACUUAGAACGGCACCUGCGGGAGAAAGCCCUGCGGUCCAUGCGGAAGGCUCAAGUGUCCCCACAGUCCUAGGGGACAUGUUUGUUAUGUUGUAAAUUUUAUUUGGUUUGUACUCAAUUCAAUUUCAAAAUUGCUAAAAUGUGUUUGAGCUUUAGACUAUAACAUUUGUUGUAAUAAUUGCUAGGUUGAAGUUCACCAUGUUUUAAAAAAGGGGGGCAUGGAUUUACAUUACAAAGGUGUCCACGGUGUAUUAGUGACAUUCUUCCAUUGACAUUUAGAGUGAAAUAUUUUAAGCCAAAAAAAAAAAAAUCUCUUUUUUUUAACAAAGGGGGUUUAAAUAUUGUUGGCAUUCUUGUGGUUCGUUUAAAGGCCCCUGCCGCUCCCCGGAGUUUUUUCCCCCUUUCUCUUGAAUCUUAGCACCCAUGUAAAUUAUGCUUCCAACCUUGUAUGGGUUUGUAAGCUUGCCCAGAAAUGAGACCACUGUUGAAGAGCCACAAAAGUGUGAGUGAGUGUUUUAAUGCUGCAGACACUCCUGAUGCCUGUGGAGUCUGCUGACACGUCAGGAUCCCAGCUCCAGAGAGAGCGGAGCUGCUGCUCGUGGCUGCUGGAGAUUCUGUCCCUGACAAGUUCAUAAGUUGAUUUGGAAUUCUGGGAUUGCCUCCUCUUUGGGUUUUGUUUUGUUUCCUUCUCUCCCUUUUUUCUUUCUCUUUUAUAAAGGCAAUUCAAUAGCCCCAGGAAGGACCCUUCAGUUAGAUAAAUUUGUCUCAUGAAACUCCGUGGCUCCCAUGCCUGUCUUUUCCUUCCUCUUCCAAUCGGCACACCCUGAGGAGCUCUUGCAUUUGGCAGCCUGGACUUGGACAUAGUGUCUGGUUUCACUUGUUUUGUUUUAUUUUAUUUUUUAACUAAAGCUAUAUAAAGCUUGUGGAUUAAACAGAACAGAAUAAAUUUCUAAAUUUAAGAACA
Molecule: messenger RNA, 3763 nt
Organism: Psammomys obesus (fat sand rat)
Lineage: Eukaryota; Metazoa; Chordata; Mammalia; Rodentia; Muridae
Gene: Srrm1
Product: serine and arginine repetitive matrix 1
Exons: 18
Coding region: 185-2872 (895 amino acids)
Biological process (GO): mRNA processing; regulation of mRNA splicing, via spliceosome
Cellular component (GO): spliceosomal complex
Molecular function (GO): RNA binding
Source: RefSeq, a predicted model, not a curated record